CAAACUUCAGAUACCGAGCAAACAGAACAAGCAUUCAAAAAACUUCAUUCAAAUUCCAAUUGCUUUCUUCCCAAAGACUUUUCCUUAUUCAUACACAUUUUCAUUACUUUUCUUUCAUCUUUUUAAUUCUUUCUUUUGUACCUAAAUCAAGAAAACUAGUCACUAUGGCUCCUCAUCUUACCAGUGCUAAUCUUGCAGCCAAUACCAACUCUUUGGUUAAGCAAGCUAGCAUUUCUAGUUGUGCAUAUGUUACUUUCUUGGCUGGUAAUGGAGACUAUGUGAAAGGUGUUGUUGGUUUAGCCAAAGGGUUAAGAAAGGUCAAUAGUAAGUACCCAUUAGUGGUGGCUAUCUUGCCUGAUGUCCCGGAGGAUCACCGUAAAAUCUUGGUCUCUCAAGGUUGUAUAAUUAAAGAAAUUGAGCCCGUUUAUCCACCGGAGAACCAGACUCAAUUUGCCAUGGCUUAUUAUGUCAUCAAUUACUCCAAGCUUCGUAUAUGGGAGUUUGUGGAGUAUAGCAAGAUGAUAUAUUUGGAUGGUGAUAUUCAAGUUUUUGAGAACAUAGACCAUCUGUUUGACUUGCAAGAUGGUUACUUUUAUGCUGUGAUGGAUUGUUUCUGCGAGAAGACCUGGAGCCACUCUCCACAGUACAAGAUCGGAUACUGCCAACAGUGUCCUGAUAGAGUGAAGUGGCCUGCUGAAAUGGGUCCUAAGCCUCCACUUUACUUCAAUGCUGGCAUGUUUGUUUUUGAGCCCAGUCUUCCCACAUAUGAUGACCUCUUGAACACAGUCAAACUCACCCCUCCUACCCCAUUUGCUGAGCAGGAUUUCUUGAACAUGUUCUUCAAGGACAUUUACAGGCCAAUUCCUCCAAUUUACAACCUGGUCUUGGCCUUGCUCUGGCGCCAUCCAGAGAAUAUUGAGCUAGAAAAGGUCAAGGUUGUUCACUAUUGUGCAGCUGGGUCUAAGCCAUGGAGGUAUACUGGAAAAGAAGAGAACAUGGACAGAGAGGACAUAAAGACGCUGGUCAAGAAAUGGUGGGACAUAUAUGAAGAUGAGUCGUUAGACUACAAGAACACUGCCGCUGCUGCUACCGGUGGUGCAACUGAAGCUGGACUGCAGCCACUCCUGGCAGCUAUGUCAGAGGCCAGCGAAGUUCACUAUAUAACCGCUCCAUCUGCUGCAUAAUGGUUGUGGAUUCUACAGUGAUGUUAAUAAUUUGUAUAGGAAAUAUAAAGGGUUUGCUGCUUUAUAGCUAUUUGAUUGUGAGGAGGGACCUUUUUUCAUGCCUCCUUUGUGGGUUUUCUGAAUUAUGUUGGAAUUAAAUUUAUUUUUUAUAUAUAUGUACACAGAGUGUUUGCAUAGGGGAGGCCUGAAGAAUUCCCCUAAGUUGUAAUUAUUCAAAGGCAAAGUUGCCUAGGUGUUGAAUGUAAUAUCAAUUUGAAGAUAAUAUAAAAUUUGAGCAAUGUUUUAAAUUAA
Messenger RNA from Ricinus communis (castor bean), 1475 nucleotides. Its product is annotated as galactinol synthase 2. NCBI's taxonomy places the organism in Eukaryota, Viridiplantae, Streptophyta, Magnoliopsida, Malpighiales, Euphorbiaceae. The transcript has 4 exons. The record is from RefSeq and is a predicted model, not a curated record. The coding region runs from base 165 to 1184 and encodes 339 amino acids. Gene Ontology annotation, molecular function: glycosyltransferase activity.